UAAACUUUUACAAUAUCACCUUGUGUCUAGAUCGUCUGAGUGUUUUCUAAUGUAUGAUUUAAAUGAUGAAAAAGAAGCUCGUAAUCAACAUUGAACAAAUUUAUUGAAACAUGUGUCAAUAAAGGCGACACAUGAAAAGGUGCUUUAUUAGGUGUUUAGAUUUUGUCAGUAAGGUGCAAAACAAAUAUCCGAAAUUUAACGCUUUUAAGAGGUCUUCCGAGCUUGUCCGGUCUACCAGAAGUUACAGCGUCAGAAUGAAGCAUCAUAUAAAUAUUGUGAAAUCAGAAAAUGACAAAAGAAAUUACAGAUGGAUUAACCUUGACAAUGGUUUACAAGCCAUCUUGAUAUCAGACUUACUGGAGGGAGAGGAGGAGGCAGAUGAGGCACCUUGGGAUGAUGAGGAUGAGGAACAAGAUGGAAAUGAGGAGGAGGAGGAGGAAGGUCAUCAUGAGGAAGAAAUGGAGGAGGAAGAUGAAUGUGGAAAAGAGGAAGGGGGAGAAAAGAAGUCAGCAGCAGCACUGUGUAUUUCCAAUGGAAGCUUCUCGGAUCCACCCAAUAUCCCCGGAUUAGCUCAUUUCUUGGAACAUA
This is a messenger RNA of Saccostrea cuccullata (small rock oyster), 588 nucleotides long. RefSeq lists its product as uncharacterized. Lineage: Eukaryota; Metazoa; Mollusca; Bivalvia; Ostreida; Ostreidae. The annotation marks the transcript as partial. Gene Ontology annotation, molecular function: metal ion binding. The transcript has 3 exons. The record is from RefSeq and is a predicted model, not a curated record.